Messenger RNA from Acipenser ruthenus (sterlet), 5452 nucleotides. Its product is annotated as kelch-like protein 11. The record is from RefSeq and is a predicted model, not a curated record. NCBI's taxonomy places the organism in Eukaryota, Metazoa, Chordata, Actinopteri, Acipenseriformes, Acipenseridae. The transcript is spliced from 2 exons. Gene Ontology annotation, molecular function: protein binding. Bases 307 to 2376 code for a protein of 689 amino acids.
GCGUGUUGAGAUAGGCGUUGCCGUCUCUGUUGCCUAACCGAACAGCGUUUAGUUAUUGUAAAACAAUUCAUUUUUUAGCCACUUUUCCAAAUCCAGGACACUAUAUGCAUGUUCUAAAAAAUAACGAAGCUAUUUACUAGUGGCUUUUAUCCCUCAAUUCUGAAAUCACUGUUGCAUGUAACGUCAUUAGUUCAUGCGGUAGGCGAUUGUAUUGGAUGUGUGCGACGUCACUCUCGUUUGUGUGUUUUUCUUCUGGGCUAUUUUUUGUAAAAAAAAAAAAAAAAAAAUCUAGAAUUGACAACAAAGAUGGCAGCCGCAGCAACAAACCUAGAGGAACCUAACCAAAGCGCCGGCGGAGGUAGUAGCGGUAGCGGCAGCAGCAGCUCCCUAGCCGGGGACGGGGAUUCGGAGGAGUCCGAGGAUUUCACGUCCUCGUCCCACUGCUCAGAGCUCUCCCGCCGGCAGAACGAGCAGAGGAAGCUCGGUCUGUUCUGUGACGUUACCUUGGCCUUCAGCAGCGGGGCGGCCACCGGGGGAGUGCAGAGCUGUGAGAUUUCGGCUCACCGGUCAGUCCUGGCCGCGGCGACCGAUUACUUUACCCCGCUGCUUGGGGGACAGUUCUCUGAAUCUCUUUCGGGCCGGGUGGAGAUGAAAGAAUGGAGUUCGGAACUAGGGCCCGACCCAGAGACUGUGGAGAGCGUCAUUGAAUUCAUGUACACCGGGGAGAUCCGGGUCAGCACUGCCAAUAUACACGAAGUAUUGGAGCUUGCAGACAGGUUCCUCCUGCUCCAGCUCAAAGAGUUCUGCGGGGAGUUCCUAAAGAAGAAACUCAACCUGACCAACUGCGUGGCGGUGCACAGCCUGGCGCACAUGUACUCCCUGGACCAGCUCGCUCUGAAAGCCGCAGACAUGAUUCGUCGCAACUUCUACAAGGUGAUCCAGGACGAAGAGUUCUACACGCUGCCCUACCACCUGGUCAGGGACUGGCUGUCGGACGCCGAGAUCACUGUGGACUCGGAAGAGGUCCUCUUCGAAGCCGUCGUGAAGUGGGUCCAGAAGAACUUUGAGGAGCGUGAGAAGUACUUUGAGGAGCUCUUCAGGCUCCUUCGUCUGCCCCAGAUCAAGCCUACCUACCUGACCAGGGUGGUCAAAUCUGAGAAGAUGGUCACAGAAAACGAGGCCUGCCUGAAGCUCGUCUCGGAAGCGGUCGAGGGCCACGCCAUCCGGUUCGAGAACGCCAAGCCCGCCGACUUGGAGUACUGGGCCUCUUACAUGGCCUCAUACAUGGCCUCCUUCCAGCCCCGCUUCGGCCAGAACAUGGACGUGAUCAUGGUCGUGGGAGGUGUGUCGGAAGGCGGGGACUACUUGAGCGAGUGCGUUGGCUACUUCAUCGACGAGGACAGGUGGGUCAAUCUGCCUCACAUCCACAACCACCUGGAUGGGCACGCCAUCGCCACCACGGAGUCGCAUGUUUACGUGGCCGGGUCUAUGGAACCCGGCUUCGCCAAGACCAUGGAACGGUACAACCCGAACCGCAACACGUGGGAGCAGGUGAGCAACCUUCUCACCCGCAAGCACUCCUUCGGGCUCACCUGCAUCAAGGAGAUCCUGUACAGCGUCGGAGGGCACGGCAACUUCAGCCCUGGCUUCAAAGACGUCAGUGUCUACGAGCCGGAGCAGGAUAAGUGGCACAACCUGGAGUCAGCGCCCAAGAUCCUGCGCGAUGUGAAGGCGAUCAGCGUGGAGAACCGCUACGUGUACCUCACCGCGCGGACGCCGGUGGACGCGGACAACGAAGACGGCUUGAAGACCGUCACUACCCGCUACGACACAGACAGCCGCCAGUGGCAGGAAGUGGAGUCGCUGCCACUCAUCGACAACUACUGCAUCUUCCAGAUGGCGGUGGCCGCCACCAACUUCUACCACACCGCCUCCUGCUGCCCCAAGAGCUACGACGACGCGCGGGACGAGGCGGUGAAGCAGAAGAUCACCAGCAGGACCCCGGACGAGAUCCUAGAGAGCUUGCCCCCGGAGGUGACGAGCAGCGAAGGGGCCGCCAUCUGCUACUUCAGGGAUGAUGUAUUCAUCAUCGGGGGCUGGAAAAACAGCGACGACGUCGACAAGCAGUACCGCAAGGAGGCGUACCGCUACUGUGCCGACAGGAAGCGCUGGAUGCUCCUGCCACCCAUGCCCCAGCCCCGCUGUCGGGCGACAGCAUGCCAUGUCAGAAUCCCUUAUAGGUAUCUGUAUGGGACUCAAAGGUACCCCAUGCCGCAGAACUUGGCCCGGCAGCGGGACAGGAUGCAGCAGAUGCAGCAGCUGCACAGACGCACCCUCACCCUAAGGAGGCAACUACAGUCCCAAAUAGAGUGUUAAGAUGUUUCCAGAGUUCAAGCGUACUUCAGCAAGAACUUCAAUUCCUUGGCGGGUGCAUAUUCUCCAGCAGUGAAGAACAAGCGUUAAGAUGUUGGUUUGUGCCUGUUGGUGUCUGCUGGUUGAGCUAGUUACCAUAGUAGGGACUAAGUGCAUGCGUUAGACGUUGAUGAAACAAAUCAACUCUUUUUUUCUCUUCGUUGUUAAAAAUCGUUAUGAUCUUGUGAUGUUGAGGCUUUUGAAGGUUAAUUUGACCUGAAAGCUAUGUGCAAUAUAUAUGUUACUCCAACCAACUCUUGAGGAGUGACACAGUGAAGACUCUCUGGAUUUUUUUAAGCAAAAAGGGGAUUCGUUUCGAACUGACGAAUGGCUUUCUUCAACUAAGACGUCUUAUUCUGCUUGCACUUGUAUAUUUUGUAUGUCUUAUGCUUUAGAUCUUAAUGGAGACUGAAAGGGAUAGAAAGCGUACAAAUAGCUGCACUGCUUUCAAAUACUUGGUUAAAAUAAAUUAUCUUUGUGUGCAGUGUCAGUCAUAGGGAUUUUAUACUAGCUACAUUUUCAAAAUAAUCAAUUGCUUAAUGGUUUGCUGUUGUAUGAACGCUUAUCUUUCUCUAUUGUUUGUUUAUUUAGCAGACGCCUUUAUCCAAGGCGACUUACAGAGACUAGGGUGUGUGAACUAUGCAUCAGCUGCAGAGUCGCUUACAACAACGUCUCACCCAAAAGACGGAGCACAAGGAGGUUAAGUGACUUGCUCAGGGUCACAGAGUGAGUGAGCUGGGAUUUGAACCAGGGACCUCCUGUUUACAAGCCCUUUUCUUUAACCACUGGACCACACAGCCUUUAGGCAUUGUUUGUACCUAAAUCAUUAUUUUACGUGCUUACUAAAUAUUCUAGCACUAAUCCAGAGAUUCAAUGGGAGUAGGUGUUACAAUUGAACACUCUGGUGACCAUUUUAGAAGUGAUGUUUUUAGAGGAAUAGUUAGUAAGCCUGGUAAAUAAUGAUCUAUGUAGAAAUAACAGAAAAUGACAGAGAACGCACAUAAUAGGCUAUUGCACACAGGUUUGGGGUUUCCAAUUCCUUUUUUUAAAAUCAAAUCAAUUGAGAGACAUGAUAAUUGUGAUUGUUUAACUGCUUUCAUUUUAAGCCAGUUUAAAUGACUAACGGAGUAGUGACUUCAGUUUAAGCAAUUUGUUGCCACUCAAUUUAACAGAAUACUGCCAGUUGCAAUUUGUGAUCAAUGAUGUGUUGGAAUUGAUUAAAAGGGAAUGGAGAUUGGUAUUGCGAAUUGAUUUUAAAAUGCAAUUGGAAUUAAAACAAGAAUUGACCCCAGCCCUGAUUGCACAGGAAAGAAAUGAAAUAAAAUACUAUAGUAUUAGCAUGUAAAUGAAGAGGAUUGCACUACAUGCUGUCGCAGUGUGUAUACAGCCCUUAUGUAUUGCUUCUCAAACACCAGUGACAAGGAGCAAUGCUUGCAUUGAUCCCGUUCUGAACUGGAUACAACUGACCAGAUUCCCUGUUGGAAGCAUUUCAAGUGUCUGCACCUGGUUUCAGCAGCAUGCACUGGCAAUAUAUCCGGCAUUCCGGUUUGCAUUCCCAGCUGAUGGCAACCCCAAUCCAUAAGCAAAAUCCCAGGACAAACGUAGGUCCCCCUGAAAAGUUCUAUUGUUAAACCAUUGUCACUUUUGUUUCUUUAAUCAGUUAUUUUGUAUUAUUAUUGGUUAUGGUGGUACUAACCUGCACGGACCAAAUGUUUCAAUCGUUUGUGUGCCACUUACAUUCCACGCAUAUUCAAAGGGUUAAGGGGUGUUGUCUGUUUAACUGUUGCUUCACUUCAUGUAUUCUGGAAUAUAGAACUGUAAGCACUACUUCCAAUAGCUAUACCAGGAUACAGAGGCUUGUCAGAAGAGCUGUUACCCGUUCGUGUAUUGAUGAGUUCUCAUUCCGCUGCAGUGCCCUUUGGUUUACAAGUUCAGUGCACUUGGUAUAAAUAGGGGGCGGACCAAUUUUUUUUUACAUUACCAGCAAGAGAAACCUUCCCAUUUGAGAGAAAUACAAUUACAGUGUUUGGACACUGGUGUUGAUAAGCACUGUGCAAAAAAUAAAUAAAAAUGAAUACAUUUUAAAGCUAGUUUAUUUAUUUUUUGAUACUUUCUUUUAAAAGUUCAGGAAUGUUACUUUAUGAUAUCCUUAUGUCUCUCAUUUCUGCAUUUAAAAAAAAAAAAAGCCCUUGAUGACAUCCUUCAUAAUCCUUUGCCUCGAACCAAGAUCAAUGUUGAACGUUUCCAGAGAAAUGAGUGUUGGAGCUAAGAGAUCAUGUCGGUAUAAUUACUUUAGCAACACCAGACUGUUACUCAGUGUAAAUGUUUAAUACGUGGGCACAAAGUAUAAAUCGCUUGUAUUUGCAAUACAUUUUUUUCUGUUUUAUUGCUCUAUUAAAUUGACCUAGAUGCAGAAUUGUUUCUCUGUGUUUUGAUGGCCGCAGUCAGUAAGGUAAGAUAUUUAAAGGUGUAGCAACUAAAUCUUUUAGCUUCAGUAUCCUGUUCUCCUAAAUGCGCAAGCCUGCUAAAAUGGCAAGUCAUGUGUUAAGUGGAACUGGAAAAGGGCCGACAACGAAAGCAGGUGGGACUCUUAAUUGGUGCGGACCAACAUGGAGACAAGGGUUUCUCUGGCGUGGUUUUGUGCACUUUUUUUAAAAUUGAAAAAAGUGUAUUUGAAAUUAUCUGUAGAAGUUCAACUACACAAUGAAAGGAGAGUAGUAAAAAAGAAAUGCUGAAGCUAUUUUAAAAAGGACUACGCCUUUAAUAUUUUCUGCCUGCGUGGACUUUGAGCUGAAAGCUUUUUACCGUUUCCUUUUCUUAUAUUAAAUGUUAGUUACGUUUCUUUUUUUAAAGUGCUUUAUGGUAUUUGUCAUUUGUGGCUUUUUUUUGUGAUGCUUACAUGAAUUUGAUGUGAUCGUACAGUGGUAAAAACCUAGAUAUAUAGAAAUAUAUACAGUAUAAUGUAUGUGCAUUAAUUGACCAUGUUAAUUAUAUCUGCCAGGUAAAUAAAACGUAGACUAUUAAAAAUCUUUAGAACCCA